Sardina pilchardus (European sardine) is the source of this 3339-nucleotide messenger RNA. RefSeq names its product multiple EGF-like-domains 11 (gene megf11). Lineage: Eukaryota; Metazoa; Chordata; Actinopteri; Clupeiformes; Clupeidae. Bases 1 to 3339 code for a protein of 1112 amino acids. The record is from RefSeq and is a predicted model, not a curated record. Gene Ontology annotation, molecular function: protein binding. The transcript has 24 exons.
AUGCUGGCAGGACAGGGUGCCCCAUUAGUAAAGUCUGUGCUCGCUGUUCUGGGCCUCAUUACCAGCGCAUGGAGCCUCAACCCAGAAGACCCCAACGUCUGCAGCCACUGGGAGAGCUAUGCGGUGACCGUCCAGGAGUCGUACGCCCACCCCUUUGACCAGAUCUACUACACCAGGUGCACGGACAUCCUCAACUGGUUCAAAUGCACCAGACACAGGAUCAGCUACAAGACGGCGUACCGGCGGGGGGUCCGCACCAUGUACCGCAGGCGCUCGCAGUGCUGCCCCGGAUACUUUGAGAGCGGCGACCUGUGUGUCCCUCUGUGCACGGAGGAGUGUGCCCACGGCCGCUGUGUGUCUCCGGAUACGUGCCAGUGUGAGCCUGGCUGGGGAGGUCUGGACUGCUCCAGCGGCUGUGAGCCUGGUUACUGGGGUCCUCACUGCAGUAACCGGUGCCAGUGUAAAAACGGCGCCCUGUGCAACCCCAUCACCGGGGCGUGUGUGUGCACGGACGGCUACCAGGGCUGGCGCUGUGAGGACCAGUGUGAGCCGGGCUACUACGGCAAGGGCUGCCAGCUGCCCUGCCAGUGCCUCAACGGCGCCACCUGCCUCCACGAGACCGGAGAAUGCAUCUGCGCUCCAGGAUACACCGGCGCUUUCUGUGGAGAGCGCUGUCCCUCUGGCAGCCACGGGCCUCAGUGUGAGCAGCGCUGUCCCUGUCAGAACGGAGGAACCUGCCACCACAUCACCGGAGAGUGCUCCUGCCCCGCCGGCUGGACGGGUUCCGUGUGUGCCCAGCCGUGCCCGUUUGGCAAGUACGGCAUCAACUGCGCCAAAGAGUGUUCGUGCCGCAACGGCGGGCUGUGCGACCACAUCACGGGCCAGUGCGAGUGCAUGGCAGGCUACAGUGGUACCAGGUGCCAAGAGGAAUGCCCAGUUGGCACCUAUGGUCCCCAGUGCGCUCUGCACUGCGACUGCCAGAACGGUGCCAAGUGCUACCACAUCAACGGCGCCUGCCUCUGCGAUACGGGCUUCAAAGGCCCGCACUGCCAGGACCGGUUCUGCCCGCCGGGACUCUACGGGCUCAUCUGCGAUAAGUACUGCCCCUGCAACACCACCAACACCAUCAGCUGCCACCCACUGUCCGGUGAGUGUUCCUGUGCCGCUGGGUGGACUGGCCUCUACUGCAACGAGACCUGCCCUCCCGGUUACCAUGGCGAGGACUGCAAUGACCCGUGCCAGUGUGCCAACGGGGCGGACUGCCACGGCAUCACCGGCGCCUGCAUCUGCGCCCCUGGAUACAUAGGAAAUGACUGUACCCAGACCUGCUACCCGGGGCUGUAUGGGACCAAUUGCUCGUCCGUCUGCUCCUGUCACAACAUGGCCACCUGCUCGCCUGUGGACGGAUCCUGCAUCUGCAGAGAAGGUUGGCAGGGUGUGGACUGCUCAAUCCCAUGCUCCAGUGGCACCUGGGGCCUUGGCUGUAACCAGUCGUGCCACUGUGCCAACGGCGCGGCCUGUGACCCGCUGGACGGUCUGUGUACCUGCUCCCCCGGCUGGAGAGGACAGCGCUGCGAUGAGCCCUGCCCGGUGGGCACCUACGGCCUGGAGUGUCGCGAGCGCUGCGACUGUAACCAUGCCGACGGCUGCGACGCAGUGAGCGGCCACUGCCGCUGUUUGGCGGGCUGGACAGGGAUCCACUGUGACAGCGUGUGUCCUCAGGGCUUCUGGGGCCCCAACUGCUCCUACACGUGCUCCUGCCAAAAUGGCGGCUCCUGCUCGCCCGAGGACGGGACCUGCGUCUGCGCACCAGGCUACCGCGGGACGUCCUGCAAGAGAAUCUGCUCCCCUGGGUUCUACGGUCACCGCUGUAGCCAGUCAUGCCCACAGUGUGUGCACAGCACCGGACCGUGCCACCACGUCACGGGGCACUGUGAAUGUCUGUCCGGCUUCUUCGGCUCUCUGUGCAACCAAGUGUGCCCCAGUGGUCGCUAUGGUAAGGCCUGCGCUGAGGUGUGCCUCUGCACCAACAACGGCACCUGCAACCCCAUCGAUGGAUCCUGCCAGUGCUACCCCGGCUGGAUCGGAGAGGACUGCUCGCAGGCCUGCCCAGCUGGCCACUGGGGGCCGGACUGCCUGAACUCCUGCAACUGCCACAACGGGGCCCAGUGCAGCGCCUACGACGGGGAGUGUAGGUGUGGCCACGGAUGGACUGGCCUCUACUGUACACAGCGCUGUCCAUCAGGUUUCUACGGGCGGGACUGUGCGGAGGUGUGCCGCUGUCAGAACGGAGCGGAUUGCGACCACAUCGGCGGUCAGUGUGCCUGUCGCACCGGAUUCAUCGGCGGCAGCUGCGAGCAGAAAUGUUUUGCGGGGACGUUUGGCUAUGGCUGUCAGCUGCUGUGUGAGUGUAUGAACAACGCCACCUGCGACUACGUCACCGGAACCUGCUACUGCAGCCCCGGCUACAAAGGCAUCCGGUGUGACCAGGCAGCUCUGGUGAUGGAGGAGCUGAACCCCUACACCAAGAUCAGUCCGGCGCUGGGCUCGGAGCGCCAGUCGGCGGGCGCGGUGAUGGGCAUCAUCUUCCUGCUGCUCAUCAUCAUGGCCCUGCUGAGCGUCUUCGUGUGGUACCGCCAGCGGCAGCGCGACAAGGCCCAGGACAUGCCCAGCGUCUCCUACACGCCCGCGCUGCGCGUCGCCAACACCGACUACUCCCUCUCAGACACGUCUCAGAGCAGCAGUAACAGCCAGUGCUUCUCCAACCCCAGCUACCACACCGUGGCCCAGUGCAGCGUCUCCUCGUCCAUCUCCAACAACAUGGACGGCACACUCACCCUCAAGAAGGCGGAUGGGAACAGCACAGAGUGGCGGGCUUACUGUAACCUGAAUGACCUUGGUGUGCAGCGCGGGGACACCAUGACAUUGAGGGACAACAAAAGCACCAGGAUUGCUAAAGACUACAUGAAGCCGGCCCUGUGCGGCAACAGCUCGUGCUCUCUGAACAGCGAGAACCCGUACGCCACCAUCCGCGACCCGCCGGGCCUGGCCUGCAAGCACACCGAGAGCAGCUACGUGGAGAUGAAGUCCCCCGGCCGCCACCAGCUGCCCUUCUGCUCCCCCUCCGCCACCUCCACCACCAGCCGGAACGUCUACGACGUCGAGCCUACUGUGAGUGUCCUGCAGGGUCCUAACGGCCUGGCCACCGGCUUUUCCCAGAGUCCCUACGACAUGCCGCGCAACAGCCACAUCCCCAGCCACUACGACAUCCUGCCCAUGCGCCACAGCCCCACGCACAGCCCCCCGCCCCCCGAGAGCCCCCCCAGCUCACUGCUGUAG